AUGGGCCCACGGAGCCGCGAGAGUCGGGCGGGAGCAGUACAAAGCACCAACGACAGCAGCGCUCUCAGCAAGAGUUCCCUGGCAGCACACGGGUACGUACAGGAUGCCUUCACUGCCUUCCUGGUCCCCGGGACCGCGCGGCGCGCGCCGCUCAUUCACCGAGGUUACUAUGUCCGCGCACGCGCCGUGGGGCACUGCGUGCGCGCCUUCCUGGAGUGGACGUGCGCGCCCCCCGACGCGCCUCGCGCGCAGGUCUUGUCGCUUGGCGCCGGCUCCGACUCGCUGUACUUUCGCCUCAAAACUGCGGGCAACUUGGCCAGGGCUGCAGUCUGGGAGGUGGAUUACCCGGAUGUAGCGCGGCGCAAAGCGAACAGGAUCAGCAAGACGCCGGAACUGUGCGCGCUGACUGGGUCUUUCCAGGUGAGGGACCCCCCGUCCGCGCUGUGCUUUGAGAGCUUGGACUACCGCAUCCUGGGGCUGGACCUGCGGCAGCUCGAGCGACUGGACCAGGCCCUGGUCACAGCUGGCCUCGACACGGCCUCACCUACUCUGCUCCUGGCUGAGGCCGUGCUGACCUACCUCGAGCCGGAUCGUGCUGCGGCCCUCAUCGCCUGGGCAUCUCAGCGUUUUCCUAAUGCUGUAUUCGUGAUCUACGAGCAGAUGAAGCCUCAAGACGCCUUCGGCCAGUUCAUGCUGCACCAUUUUCGGCAGUUGAACUCUCCCCUGCAUGGCCUGGACCACUUUCCUGACGUGGAGGCCCAGCGGCGCCGCUUCCUUCAAGCAGGCUGGACUGCGUGCAGUGCCAUGGACAUGAAUGAAUUCUAUCGCCGCUUUCUUUCCGCAGAAGAACGGCGGCGGAUGGAAAAUCUUGAACCCUUUGACGAGUUUGAGGAGUGGCAUCUGAAGUGCGCCCAUUAUUUCAUUCUGGCAGCGUCUACAGGAAACAGCCUCUCCCAAAUCUUGAUAUUUCCACCCUCGGAGCCUUUUCCUCGGGUAGAUCCUGUUUCCCCCUCAGGGGUCCUUCCUGCCAGUGUAGUCACUAGUGACACCCAGGGCUCAACCCUUAAGAGAUAUGGACAUGCCUCUGUCCUCUUAUGUCCGGACAUUAUUCUCAGCGCAGGAGGGUUUGGAGAGCAAGAAGGACGGCACUGCCGAGUGAGCAAGCUUCACUUGCUCUCAAAACAUUGUGACUUUGAGUGGAAGGACAGCCAAAUAUGCAGUCAUGGGACUGAAGUUCAGUGGGAUGAACGCCUUUAUCACACCAUGACAAGACUUUCAGAUACUCAGGUUCUGGUUUUGGGAGGGAGGCUAUCCCCAGUAAGUCCAGCCUUGGGGUUUCUCCAGCUUCAUUUUUGUAAGGGUGAGAAUAAUAGCACUGAGAACCUGAAGGUGACAUUAACCAAGGCUGGCCCAAAAGAAGAUUCCACUUUGUCGUGUUGGCGGCAUUCAGCAACAGAAGUGUCCUGUCAGAAUCAGAAAUACUUGUUUGUUUAUGGGGGUCGAAGUGUGUUGGAAGCUGUACUAAGUGACUGGCAUUUCCUACAGGUAGAGAGGAUGGCUUGGGUCAGGGUCCCAGUGGAGGGGGAAGCACCUGAAGCUCGGCAUUCCCACAGUGCCUGCAGUUGGCAAGGGGGAGCCCUCAUUGCUGGAGGUCUUGGGGCUUCCGAGGAGCCACUGAACUCUGUAUUCUUUUUGAGACCAAUCCCUUGUGGAUUCCUCUGGGAAUCAAUAGACAUCCAGCCUCCCAUUACCCCACGGUACUCCCACACAGCUCAUGUGCUCAAUGGAAAACUUCUACUAGUUGGAGGGGUCUGGAUUCAUUCCUCCUCAGUUCCUGGAGUGACUGUUAUCAAUUUGACUACAGGAUUGAGCUCUGAGUAUCAGAUUGACACAACAUAUGUGCCAUGGCCAUUAAUGUUACACAAUCAUACCAGCAUCCUUCUUCCUAAAGAGCAACAGCUCCUGCUCCUUGGAGGUGGUGGGAACUGCUUUUCCUUUGGCACCUACUUCAACCCCCAUCCAGUAAAAUUAGACCUUUCUUCUUUAAGUACUGGGCAGUAAGUUCUGAACUCUUAAUGUGUUCAAGACCCACUAAAGUAGACAAUAAAGGUUUCCACAAAAUAACUUGACCCUAACUAUAUGUUUUGCCACUCCUCUCCCCACUUUUUCCCCUUAGCAUUAUUCAGUGUAGUAAGUGAAAAGGUUAUUAAAAUACCUACCAACGAUCAGUUAAAAAUGAAACAUAGUUGAAGACAGUGACCAUACAGUCCUGGAGGUGGAGACUUCGGAUUCAUGUAUCCAGUUUAUUGGUCUUCAUCAAAUUUUCAACUCUUAAGUUUAUCCACUUACUGAAUUAUAAUAGCCUUUACCCUAAAUCAAGUAAAAAAUGUCCCUGUCCUGGGACUUUUGAUUCGAAAUGGUUUCUUGGAAAAAGUUUUGCACAGAUCCUUUGUUGAAUAUAGUUGAAGGUACAUGAGAUUGACCUAAUUCUUCAUGUAUGAAACCUGAAGUGAGCACAGUUGCAAUUUGAUUAAAGCAUCAUGCUGUUCAGUGCAACAGAAAAUUCUAGGAUAGCUUUAACAAAAAACGUUUGUAGUGGUGUCAUCAUAGCUCACUGCAACUUCAAACUCCUGACCUCAAGCAGUCCUUCUGCCUUAGCCUCA
Molecule: messenger RNA, 2663 nt
Organism: Nycticebus coucang (slow loris)
Lineage: Eukaryota; Metazoa; Chordata; Mammalia; Primates; Lorisidae
Gene: LCMT2
Product: leucine carboxyl methyltransferase 2
Exons: 1
Coding region: 1-2061 (686 amino acids)
Biological process (GO): tRNA methylation; wybutosine biosynthetic process
Molecular function (GO): tRNA methyltransferase activity; protein binding
Source: RefSeq, a predicted model, not a curated record